AGCUCUGGAUCUUGUUUCAUGUACCAGGAAAUAGGUAGGAGAAAACCAGUUGCGGGGUUAGUCCCUUAAUUAUUUCUUGUUUUGCCUUGCUGACGUUGUCUAAUUAAUUGCGAUGGAUCUUUCCCAGUUCUGGCUCGGAGUGGAAAGGCUGCGGCAGCAACAAGCAGUUCAGGAUGAGGAACCCUCUAGCAAGCUGCGCAUAUGACAGGGCAUAUCAAGAUCUGAAAGGAUUUUCCAAACAUGGAGAUCACUUCUGCAAGCAACUCUUGUCUAUUCUACAACAGAGGGCUAAUUUGGAGAUUACAUAUGGGAAAGGGCUGGAGAAAAUGGCCAGCAAGCUCACCAAAGUGUUGGACAAAAUGAAGGUCAAUUAUAUUUGCAGUUCCUGGCUUUGCGUUUCGGAGGGGAUGAAAUCUGCAUCAGGUUUGCACAAGCAACUUGGCAAAUCUAUUCAGAUGGAAGCAAUAAGCCCAACCAAACACGUCCUGGAGCAACAUGAGAAAAGGAAAAGAGCACUAGAUAAUACCAUUGAGAAGACAGCUGGAGUGGUUAUCAGCAACUGGCAUCAACAAAUAAAGGCUAAGAAGAAGUUAAAGGAAUUUACGAAGGAUCAUGAAGCCCUUUUCCGUGAUACAGAAAGCUCCCAGCCGUUGGCUUCCCCAAAGACCAAAAAAAAGUUGCUCAGAACCCUGGAAAAAUCUGCAACAAAACUGGCAAAGGACGAUGAAGAUUAUUAUAAGAAGAAUUUAGCUGCCUGUGAAAUGAGGUUAAAAUGGGAAACCACUUUAGAAAAUUGCCACCAGACCCUUCUAGACCUGGAGAAGGAAAGACUGCAUCUUCUGUGCAAUACAUUGAAUCGUUACAGCCAGCAUCUCUCCAGCUUUGGACAAAACCUAAUUGCUUGCCACACAAAGAUCCAUACUGCCGUCGCUGAAGCUGAUGCUGACAAGGACACGGAGACGUUGGUGGAAGCAAUGACCAUGCCUGCCGCAGAGACCAAACGGGAGUUCUUGCUAACAGACUAUUAUGAGGAAGAUUCUACAAGCCUAAUUGAAAAGGAGAGGAGACAGGCUUCCCUCAAAGCUAAAGUGCUACGCCUGCAAAAAGACCUAGAGAAGGCCGUACAAGACAAAACAGGCUUGGAGCGGAUGCUUAAAGCUUAUACAGAGACUCCACAGUUCUCGGAUGCAAAGAAUCAGAAUGAUAUCACGGCACAGCUCGAUGAGACAACUCUGAAAGCUACCCUUUUGCAAGCAAACCACUUCAAGUUGGUCAGCGUGCUAGCACAAGUCGAACAGAAGCCCAAGCCAGCACCACUCUGGAACGACUGCAUUUCAAAAUGGAAAGAGAAGGACUGUGUGCAUAGUUCUGUGGUAAUCACUUGUCCAGUUAAAAUGAAAUACUUUAAGCGAACGCUGAGCACCAGGGUUACCAGUGAAGUAAGAACUAACUCGAGCUGCUUGCCAGCAACCGCCAGCAAUUCAAAGUCAAUGACGUCUUUGCAUCCAGAGAACGGCGAUUCGGUGUAUAGAACUUGCACAGCUUUGUAUGAUUACCAUACAGAACGGGAGGAUGAGCUUUGCUUGAAUCAAGGUGACAUGAUUGUAAUUCACCACAAGGAAGAGGACGGAUGGUGGUAUGGAUCUAUAAAUGGGAAGAAAGGUAUUUUCCCAGCUACGUAUGUGGAAGAACUCCUUCCCUCUGCUGACAAGAGCCUCACUGUGGACGAAGAAACCUCUCUUUAAACUGGACAGGCGAGAUGACCACAAUUGGGAUGGAUCGCAAGUCCACCUUCUGAUGCUGAUCUUUUCACCUUGGCAAGACAUCAGUUCAAGUAUCUCUAAAUGCCUACCCUUUCUAUGCUGAGACUUCAAACAAAGCCAACCCUUCCAAGCCUGUAUUAUUGGAAGCUUUGAAAGAUUCGACAUAAAGCUCAACUUCCAUUUAGUGAAUUAUCACACCAUCAUAAAAAUUAAG
Messenger RNA from Elgaria multicarinata webbii, 1977 nucleotides. RefSeq names its product nitric oxide synthase trafficking (gene NOSTRIN). Gene Ontology annotation, molecular function: protein binding. The transcript is spliced from 16 exons. Bases 174 to 1745 code for a protein of 523 amino acids. The record is from RefSeq and is a predicted model, not a curated record. Gene Ontology annotation, cellular component: cytoplasm; plasma membrane. Gene Ontology annotation, biological process: signal transduction. Lineage: Eukaryota; Metazoa; Chordata; Lepidosauria; Squamata; Anguidae.